This is a messenger RNA of Elgaria multicarinata webbii, 4255 nucleotides long. RefSeq names its product transcription factor 7 like 2 (gene TCF7L2). The record is from RefSeq and is a predicted model, not a curated record. Gene Ontology annotation, cellular component: chromatin; catenin-TCF7L2 complex; beta-catenin-TCF complex. Gene Ontology annotation, biological process: canonical Wnt signaling pathway; regulation of transcription by RNA polymerase II. NCBI's taxonomy places the organism in Eukaryota, Metazoa, Chordata, Lepidosauria, Squamata, Anguidae. The transcript is spliced from 14 exons. The coding region runs from base 649 to 2487 and encodes 612 amino acids. Gene Ontology annotation, molecular function: DNA-binding transcription factor activity, RNA polymerase II-specific; RNA polymerase II cis-regulatory region sequence-specific DNA binding.
UGGAUCCAGACUACUUCGUUCCUCCGGAUUUCGAUCGCCCUUUUUCUAUCUGUCAAUCAGCGCCGCCUUUGAACUGAAAAGCUCUCAGUCUAACUUCAACUCACUCAAAUCCGAGCGGCACAGGCUCCCUAUAUCUGCGGCUUCUAACCCCCCUCCCCCGGUUUUACAGCUGACUUGUUUGGUUUGUUUGCUGCAUUUUUUUUUAUAGUUUCCCCCUCCCCCGUUUCUCCCUCCCUGCUUAUAUAAUUUUUUUUAUUAUUAAUUUUUGUGUGUGUGUCUGCCCGCGUGUGUCUGCGUGCGCGCUUUGCACGCUGAUCUGAUCUUCGGAAGAAAAGAGAAAGAGACAGAAAAAAUCCAGAAGAAGGAAAAGAAGAAACCAAAAGUCACUGGUGCAAAAAGAAAGGAGCAGGGACACUGCCCUCCCCUCCUCCUCCUCCCUCUUUUCCCCUCCCCAGGAGGAAAGAAAAGGGGAAAAAACUUUCACCUUGGGCUCUCUCUCUUUUUUUAAAAAAACUGCAAACUUCCCCCUUUUCUUUCGUUCUUUCCCCCCUUUUUUUUUAAUCCUUCCCCCUUUCUUUCCUUUUUUUCUUUUCUCCCUCCCCUCCGUCCUUGCAAAAUUGCUACUUGGUGGGGUAAGUCAGGAGGAAAAUGCCGCAACUCAAUGGCGGUGGAGGGGACGAUUUGGGGGCGAACGAUGAAUUGAUCUCUUUUAAAGACGAAGGGGAGCAAGAAGAGAAGAUCUCGGAGAACUCUUCGGCAGAGAGGGAUUUAGCCGAUGUCAAAUCGUCUCUAGUCAAUGAAUCAGAAACGAAUCAAAACAGCUCCUCAGACUCGGAGGCGGAGAGGCGGCCUCCGCCAAGGUCCGAAAGUUUCAGAGAUAAAUCCAGAGAAAGUUUAGAGGAAGCUGCGAAAAGGCAAGAUGGAGGGUUGUUUAAGGGCCCACCGUACCCUGGGUAUCCCUUUAUAAUGAUUCCCGACCUGACCGGCCCCUACCUCCCCAAUGGAUCCCUCUCGCCAACGGCAAGAACGUAUCUCCAAAUGAAAUGGCCGCUGCUUGAUGUUCAGGCAGGGAGCUUACAGAGCAGGCAAGCCCUCAAGGAUGCUAGGUCUCCAUCUCCAGCACACAUUGUUUCUAACAAAGUCCCAGUUGUGCAGCACCCGCACCAUGUACAUCCCCUUACGCCGCUUAUUACGUACAGCAAUGAGCACUUCACACCAGGGAAUCCUCCUCCACACUUACCAGCCGAUGUAGAUCCAAAAACAGGAAUUCCACGGCCUCCGCACCCUCCAGAUAUAUCUCCUUAUUAUCCACUAUCACCGGGCACUGUAGGGCAAAUCCCCCAUCCGCUAGGAUGGUUAGUACCACAGCAAGGUCAACCAGUCUAUCCAAUCACAACAGGGGGAUUCCGGCAUCCCUACCCAACCGCUCUGACUGUCAAUGCUUCCAUGUCAAGCUUUCUCUCCUCUAGGUUCCCUCCACACAUGGUUCCUCCACAUCAUAGUUUACACACAACUGGGAUCCCUCAUCCAGCAAUUGUCACCCCAACCGUCAAACAGGAAUCCUCGCAGAAUGAUGUCGGCUCACUCCACAGCUCAAAACAUCAGGACUCCAAAAAAGAAGAGGAGAAAAAGAAGCCACACAUAAAGAAACCUCUUAAUGCAUUUAUGUUGUAUAUGAAGGAAAUGAGAGCAAAAGUCGUAGCAGAAUGCACAUUGAAAGAGAGUGCAGCCAUCAAUCAAAUCCUUGGUCGAAGGUGGCAUGCGUUAUCCAGAGAAGAACAAGCUAAAUAUUAUGAACUAGCCAGAAAGGAACGACAGCUUCACAUGCAGCUUUACCCCGGCUGGUCCGCACGGGAUAACUAUGUAGGUGGCUAUGGCAAGAAGAAGAAGAGGAAAAGGGACAAGCAGCCAGGAGAGACCAAUGAACACAGCGAAUGUUUCCUAAAUCCUUGCCUUUCACUUCCUCCGAUUACAGACCUGAGCGCUCCUAAGAAAUGCCGAGCGCGCUUUGGCCUUGAUCAACAGAAUAACUGGUGCGGUCCCUGCAGGAGAAAAAAAAAGUGCGUUCGCUACAUACAAGGUGAAGGCAGCUGCGUCAGCCCACCCUCUUCAGAUGGAAGCCUACUAGACUCUCCUCCGUCUUCUCCCAACAUGCUAGCCUCCCCCAUAAGAGACUCAAAACCACAGACUGAACAAACCCAACCUCUCUCACUCACAUUGAAACCCGACCCACUGGCACACCUCUCAAUGAUGCCGCUGCCACCGUCCUCUCUAGUCCUGACUGAAAGCUCCACUAGCAAAUCCAGUGGUCUGCCUGCUAGUAAUUGCCAGAACGGGGCAUUGGACCAUCAGUCUGCCACUUUACAGCAGUCAGCACCAUCCUCCUCUUCGUUAGCGCAACCGUCAACAUCCUCCUUGCAUUCCCAUAAUUCUUUAACUGGGACACAGCCUCAGCCACUGUCACUUGUAACCAAGUCUUUAGAAUAGCUUUAGCCUCUUGUAGCCCUUUUUAAUUUUUAAUUUUUUUGUGUGUCGAGAUUUUUUUUCCUUUUGUUUGUAUUUUUUUUUUUUUUUUUGAAAAAAAAAUUGUGCCAUAUGGCUGGCUACAUUAGUUGAUGUCUAUCGAGUUCAUUGGUCAAUAUUUGACCCAUUGUUAUUUCAUUUUUUUUUCCUUUAAAAAUAUGUAGAUGGAGAAAAAAAAAGCCUCAUGAUUCUGCCAAAAUUUUUAUCAACAGCUGUUUAAAGUCUUUGUAGCGUUUAAAAUAUUAUAUAUAUAUAUAUAAAUAUAUAUAUACAUAACUGUUAUGUAGUACCAAUAGCUUAGUUUCAAAGACUGAUUUUAAAAAUGAAAAAAGAAGCAAUUUUGAAGCAGCCCUUGCUGAAGGUGUUGGUUCUUUAUUAUUUGUAUUAAAUACGAGCUUGCGAACCAAUCAUUUUACAUCUGGUUUUUAAAACUUUUUAAGGGCACAAUGAAUGCAGUGCCGCUAAUUUUUUUCCCUUUUUUUCUUUGUGUGAUAUAACUUUUCUUGUGACGUUACUUGUUAUUGUUUAAAUGUACAGAAACAAAGGGUUAAAAUGUGUUAAUAUACCUUGUUCCAUGGUGUUGUUCUUUUUUGGGGGAGGGAACGCUACUCAACAAUUAAAAAGUAUCACAACGCUAUUGGACCAGUAGUAUUUAUUGCUUUAGAGAUUGCUUGUUGUACCUGUAUGUUGUCCCUUUUUUUAAGUGUUCUCUUUUUUUCUUUCUUGAAACGUUGUGUAAAGUUUUUUUCCCCCCUUAGCGUAAGCAUCAUAUAUAUAACAACUCAUUUGUACAAGGUUUUUAAGUUUAUAUAUAAAUGUGUAUAUAUAUAUUUUUGUUGGUUUCUUUUGUUUGUUUUAAUUUCUUUUUUUUCUCUCUGUCACAUAGUUGCCACCAAAUGGACAUUUGCAGAUGGAUCAAUAUUGUAAAAAAAAAAAAAUGCUUUAAAAGCCAUUACAUGAAAUAAGACUUGAAAAUUUAGCACGGGACUUUUUAGCAAUUCUGUUGGAAAAGCAGCAGGGUCUCCCAUUCAGAGCUGCAGAUGACUUUUCCUGCCACUUGUAGGCUGUGAGCAAAACUUUUUAUGUGCCAAAAUUCUCAGUGAUUUUCUCUUUUCCCAACACCUUUUUAUGCUGUACUUUUUUAAUUUUGUUCAUCCUGUUUUGCUGUGAUGUUACAUAGGUAGAUAUGUAUGUAGCUUUUAAUGUCACCUAUUACAGACGUGUUUGGUAGCAGAUUGUCCAGAAAGCAUUUAAAAAUGAAGAGGUAUAAACCCUAAAGGGCCAAAUCCUGUAUAUUAGAUUAUUCAAAAAAGGAAAAAUCAGACUGCCACUUUUAUGUACACUUACGACAUACAGGUAGGUAGCAAACUUUAAAAAAAAAAAACCUAGGCAUGUUGAUGUUGCAAUUUUUUUUAAAAAAAGAUAAAACACUGUAUAAAGCUGAAAAAAAUGUUCAUCUGUUCAUCCAGUGCCAUUGUAGUUGACAUGAAGCGAUUGUAAAACUGUCUCCAGUUUUCUUCUCUGGUUUAUUAAGAUGCUAACUAUGACAUUUUUUUGUGAAUCCUUUGAAUGUUUCCUAACAGUUGUGAUGUUACUGUUCUGUUUUAUUGCUCUUAUUCCAAUUUUUCAUUUCUAAUGGUUUGGAAGCCAUUUUUGUAAUGAAUAAAUGUCCAUGCUGUACAGUAUCUGUAGCAUGCAGUUCUGGAUUAAUAAAAGCAACUUAGUAUGUGCA